Messenger RNA from Cavia porcellus (domestic guinea pig), 4034 nucleotides. RefSeq names its product EGF domain specific O-linked N-acetylglucosamine transferase (gene Eogt). Lineage: Eukaryota; Metazoa; Chordata; Mammalia; Rodentia; Caviidae. Gene Ontology annotation, molecular function: protein O-acetylglucosaminyltransferase activity. The record is from RefSeq and is a predicted model, not a curated record. Gene Ontology annotation, cellular component: endoplasmic reticulum lumen. Bases 461 to 2047 code for a protein of 528 amino acids. The transcript has 18 exons.
CCGGCUGGAGCUUGCCUGGGGCUGCGAACCCUCAUGCAGCAUCCGAGCCCGCCGCUCAGAUCGAGUGGUAGACAGCAGGGACCUCUGCCUUGGCUGCAGCCCAUUCUUGUCUGAGACCUCUGCCUUGCACCUACCGCGGGCUUGUGACACACGGGAAGGCCAGCCGUGCUUGUGGAAAUCCAGUCAAGCGGUCCAAGAGCGGAAUGCGCCCAGCUGUUUUGUGUGUAAGGAAAGCGUAGCAUAAGAGAGACCUCGAAUCUUGCGUGUCUGUAGCUGUGCAUCCAACCAUCGCUGCGAGGCCUUGCGAGAGGACUCAGCAUCCAGGGCUGUCUGCCAGGCCCCGGGGUUGUACUUUCAGCGCCAGCCACCACCCUAUCCAGCUCAUGCAAGUGGGUUUUAGAUGCCGGAAACUUCAACAACUUCUGGGUGGUUCUGAAGAUUAAAGAGGUUCGAGGUUGCUAUGUUAAUACUGCUUAUCUUGGGAAUCUUACUUCAUGACAUUCCACUGAGUGGCCAAGAUGAGGCUUAUCCCGAGGCCGACCCCAUGCCAGGAGAGCCCCUGUAUGACUACGCCAGCAUCCGCCUGCCAGAGGAACACAUUCCCUUCUUUUUGCACAACAACAGGCAUGUUGCCACCAUCUGCAAGAAGGACUCACAUUGCCCAUACAAGAAACACUUGGAAAAUUUACAGUACUGCUGGGGUUAUGAGAAGUCUUGCAAACCAGAGUUCAGGUUUGGUUACCCUUUCUGCAGCUAUGUGGACAUGGGAUGGACAGACACCAUGGAGUCAGCUGAAGACAUUUUCUGGAAACAGGCAGACUUCGGGUACGCCAGGGAGCGACUGGAGGAGAUGCAUGUGCUCUGUCAGCCAGAGAAGAUGAGUGACUCAAGUCUGGUAUGUUCCCGUUAUCUUCAGUAUUGCAGAGCAACCCAUCUCUACCUUGACUUAAGAAACAUCAAGAGAAAUCACGACAGAUUUAAGGAAGAUUUUUUCCAGAGUGGUGAAAUCGGAGGAUACUGUAAACUUGAUACUCAUAUGUUGAUGUCUGAAGGCCAACGCAAAAGCCCCCUGCAAUCUUGGUUUGCUGAGCUACAAAGCUAUACUCAGCUCAACUUCAGACCUAUAGAAGAUGCUAAAUGUGACAUUGUGAUUGAAAAACCAACAUAUUUCAUGAAAUUAGAUGCAGGUGUUAACAUGUAUCACCACUUCUGUGACUUUAUCAACCUUUAUAUCACCCAGCAUGUUAAUAACUCAUUCAGCACAGAUGUGCACAUCGUGAUGUGGGACACUAGUUCUUAUGGAUAUGGUGACCUGUUCUCUGACACUUGGAAAGCAUUUACUGACUAUGAUGUUAUACACUUGAAAACUUACGAUUCCAAAAGGGUAUGUUUUAAAGAAGCUAUCUUUUCAUUACUGCCCCGCAUGAGGUACGGGCUGUUCUACAACACUCCUCUGAUUUCUGGCUGUCAAAAUACUGGAUUGUUCAGGGCUUUCUCCCAGCAUGUGCUGCACAGACUAAACAUCACACAGGCAGGACCUAAGGUAGAUGGAAAAAUUCGAGUCACCAUUCUUGCCCGGAGUACAGAAUACCGGAAAAUUCUAAACCAAAAUGAGCUGGUGAAUGCACUGAAAACAGUAUCUACAUUUGAAGUCCAGAUUGUUGAUUACAAGUAUAAAGAACUUGGGUUUUUAGAUCAACUCAGGAUAACACACAAUACGGACAUAUUUAUUGGAAUGCAUGGAGCUGGUCUUACCCAUUUACUUUUCCUUCCAGAUUGGGCUGUGGUCUUUGAACUAUACAACUGUGAAGAUGAGCACUGUUACUUAGACUUGGCCAGGCUGAGAGGCAUUCACUAUAUCACUUGGCGAAAGCAGAGCAAAGUCUUUCCUCAAGACAAGGGCCACCACCCGACGCUGGGGGAGCAUCCGAAGUUCACCAACUACUCUUUUGAUGUGGAAGAAUUCAUGGCUCUCGUCCUUGAGGCUGCAGCUCGUGUCCUGCAGCACCCAAAGUGGCCAUUUAGGAAGCAGCGUGAUGAGCUCUAACCGUGUUAAGUCUGUUUGCAGGAAAAAAACUUUGAAACUCUACACCCACACUCCACCUACUUCUUGGCUUCAAAUGACCUUUUCUACACCAACAGAUACCUUCAGGAUAUUUUGUAUUAUAUUGUCUUUAUAUGUUUUGUAUGAUUGUUGUAUCAUUGCUGUUUAUCAAUGGCCGUAAUGUUUUUGCACUGAAAAAUUUAGUUUUUAUAGUUAAAAUUGGGCAGAGGCUCCCUAGUAUAAUUGAACUUUCUUCUUGGGAAUACCAAAGUUUUCAAUUUUUUCAGCUUUAGAAUUUUUAAAUGAUUUUGUAAAAUAUCAUGUGAUUGUAAUUCCAAACUCCAGAGGGUUCCAACUUGUUUACAUUAUAUUUGGGUAAAUCCAGAACUUCUCCUUUAUUUGCCAUAAUCUGUUCCUAACACUGAUUGUUGGGGGAAAGAAAAUGUGCACAAUACCCCCCCCCCCACACACAUAUGAACACCUACACAGUGUGCUUCUCAGUACCAAGUUACAAGACCACGUUAUAGAUCAGUUGUAGUCAGCACAGGUUAUGCACAUGCUGCUGUAUUAUAUUCAUGUAUUUCAUAUUCAAAUCAUGUUUUCCAAAAAAUAGAUCAACUACAUGUGAUACAAACCAAUGGGAACAUUCUACAGUAAUCUGCUGAGUAUUUUGUCGUUACUUUCCGCUGACUUCUUUGUAACUGUGGAGAGUGUUGUGUUGAAUUUAUGUGAAACAGUGGCUUCCUUCAUGAAAGUAUCUGUGACUGCACAUGGUAUGUGUACAUCUACCUCUAUUAGCGUGGAAGUACCCUAGUCUUUGAUUGUACAAAUUUCAAAGUAGCCACAUGAAGAGAAUUUUUCCCUAUAAAAAAUUUAGGACUAUAAAAAUGUAGACAUAGAAGCUAUCCAGUCCAAAAGCUGUAAGAAAGUGCCAUUGUUUAAAAAGAAUAUCUCAAUUAUAGUCCCGCUUUUUGAGUAGGAUGCAUUUUAGAAAUUAGAAAUCAUGGAUUAUACUGCCUAUUGUGAAGUUUACAUUUUAAAAAUACUUGAGUCACCUAAUUUAGUGACCAAUUCUAUUUUUUAAAGUGGUAGUCGGCAAAGUAUAGCAAAACUAAAGAAUUUUUAAUUUUACAGUUGUAAAAAUAGUAUACAAUAGAGAAAUGUCUUGCAAAACAAAAUAUAUCUGGAUCUUUGCUGAUUUUUGCUUUAAAGAAUUAUGUGUAGAUUUCUAGAGUUUAAUAUUUAUUAAAAUAUCUGAAAGGAGAAAAAAAUAUCUGAAAGGAAAAUAGUGAAUCACUCUAGGAAAAGCUUUGAUUUGGAUCUUAGAACUGAAUAAAAAGAUUAUCAUAUUAUGAAUUUUUAAAUGAUGGGUAUUGCUACUGUUCUUGGUGCAGAAUACUAAGUAACUACUGGGAAAUAUUUCACUUUAAAGGAAUUGUAAAGGCCAUGUUGUACUUUGAGUCAGUGGGGGCAUAAACAUCUGAAAAAUUUGUGUAGAAAAGUUUUAUGUGUCUUCUUACCUCAUUUUAAGAAGCACAUAGAAAUGUGAUUCUGUAGACUGGAGGACUCAGAAAUUGAGAACGGUUUCAUAAUAAAACUAUAUUUGACUAGUUUGCAUUUAAAGAGGAUACAUUUUAUGUAAACAAAAUAUAUUUGACACAUUAUGCAAUUUACUUUCAUUGCACACUCUUUGGUAGGGGCGAAAGAAGGUCCUCAAACUGUUACAACAUUUAAAAUGUAAACACUGUUCUUUUAUUAAGCCUUGAAAGGGGAUGCAUUUCAUCAUUUGUACACUUCAUAUAUGGCUUUGGAAUAAAUCAUUUUAUAUUUCAUUUAAAUAGCUGAAUCAUUUUCAGCAUUUUCUGUGCCUAACUAUUGUAGACUGUGUUGCUUUCCCCUUGCCCGAUCUGGUAGGCAGUAGACUAUAAAAAUUAAGUAGCUGAUUGAUGAAGAAUUCAGUUAAAUAAAAAAAUGCACAUUUACUUUUCAA